GGUGCUGCUGCUACUUCCAGAAAUAGCCUGGAACAUACUGGGAACAAUGUGGGUCCUGGGCGACUACGUAGAGUGUACAAACGAGCACUACACCAUAGCAGUAAUCGAAGCCCUGGUUUUCUUCGACUGGGUGUUGAUAGGACUGGCGCUUCUGGGUCUUGCUCUGAUGUUUGACCCCCUGGGGUCUCUCACCUACUCCGACAAAGUUAUCGAGGACUCAGUAGAGCAUGGCAAGGUGUCUCGGAUCUGGCUCCGAAGGUUCAAGUUCUUUUGGUGGAUGCACAGAGACGAGAGUGCCACCGAGACAUUCCAACAUGUUGCUGGACUCUUGAGUGCGCUGUUCAGAGGAACUGAUUUGGUUCCGUCAGAUGUCGUAGCAGGGUGUAUUUUACUUCGGAUACGCCAGAAACGCGAAACGAUUGAAUUGCGUCGCUUAAAAGUUAUGGAUCGUCCUGAGUAUACAAUUGAUUCACGUAUAAUAUUCACCAACACACCAUCAUGGAUGUCAUUAGAAUGGGCGCAUCACUACAUGAAGUUAUCAAUAGCCUCUUACGGCUGGUUAUUUGUCUUGUACCAGAAUGCGUGUACAGGUUGCUGCAAAUUGAUCCGUCACAUGAGCUGCUGUAGUUGCUUAAGAAGACACCAGCCGAUUGUUCUCGACGACAAUUGCUGCCUCUGUAGUCUCGCUGGCGUUAAAUAUCUUUCGCAAUUGUCCCAAGACGACAUUCUGUUCGCAUCUUUUCGCAACCACUUGUGCGAAAUUCCAUUCUGCGUGGUUGCUGAUCACAAAACCGCAAGCGUCGUGAUAGUAAUCAGAGGUUCAUUGUCAUUGAGGGAUCUUAUUACUGACAUUGCCGCUGCCUCGGAUUCUUUCGAGCCCGAGGGUUUGCCUCCCGGUAGCAUGGCUCACCGUGGAAUGAUUAUAGGCGCGAAAGUUCUUCUGAAGCAACUGGACCAGUAUAAGAUACUCGAGAAAGCAUUUGCGACAUACCCCAAUUACGGAUUGACUGUAACAGGUCACAGUCUCGGUGCUGGCCUUGCUGUUCUUCUGGCGUUACUUAUACGGCCACGUUAUCCCCAUUUAAAAGUUUACGCUUUUGCAACUCCAGCUGGUUUGCUCUCAAGAGAAGCUGCUCGAGUUACUGAAGAUUUUGUGCUGACUGUCGGACUGGGUGAUGAUCUGGUGAUGCGGCUGAGUGUCGACAGUAUGGAAAACUUUCGAACCUCUUUACUGAUAACUUUGCAAGCUUGCAAGUUACCCAAAUAUCGAGUUGUGCUAAAUGGCUUUGGAUACGCAUUAUUCGGAGUUCCAGAUCGAGAUUUACAUAGUACGUGGAGGAACGCUAAUACAAUAAAUUCAAUACCUGGACAGUUACCAUUGCUUGCCGGUGAAACUUCUAGUUUACGUCAAUCGGUAAUAUGUUUAUGAUGAUAAGUA
Molecule: messenger RNA, 1438 nt
Organism: Cotesia congregata
Lineage: Eukaryota; Metazoa; Arthropoda; Insecta; Hymenoptera; Braconidae
Source: the annotation of a GenBank genome assembly